Magallana angulata is the source of this 8862-nucleotide messenger RNA. Its product is annotated as endoribonuclease Dicer-like. Gene Ontology annotation, molecular function: ribonuclease III activity; protein binding; deoxyribonuclease I activity. The coding region runs from base 157 to 5778 and encodes 1873 amino acids. The transcript is spliced from 17 exons. Gene Ontology annotation, cellular component: RISC complex; nucleus; cytoplasm. NCBI's taxonomy places the organism in Eukaryota, Metazoa, Mollusca, Bivalvia, Ostreida, Ostreidae. Gene Ontology annotation, biological process: pre-miRNA processing; siRNA processing; apoptotic DNA fragmentation. The record is from RefSeq and is a predicted model, not a curated record.
UUAUUUUUGCUUUGGUCGAGAACAAUGCAGCGUACAACACAUUUGACGAUCGUGAUGUGAAACUUGUUCGCAAAUCUCCAUUCUUAGAGCAAAAAAGAUCUUUUUUUAUCUUCAGGGUAAAAGAUCAGAGGUCCAAAAAUAAAUCAAAACACCAAAAUGGUUAGAACAGAAACUGGACCUGUUAAAAGGUUGCCAAGGCAUCUGAGAAAUGAGGAUAUUCCUUCACACACAUUUACUCCCAGGACUUAUCAGGUGGAACUUCUUGAUGCUGCUCUGCAGAGGAACACCAUAGUCUGCCUGGGAACCAGUGGGGGAAAUACCUUCAUUUCGGUGAUGCUUCUGAAGGAGUUUUCCACUGAGCUCAGAAAACAGCUGCAAUGUGGGGGAAAGAGAAGUGUUGUAUGCUUAAAUUCAGAUGAAAGCAUUCAAGAGAUUUCCCAAGUCAUUAAACAUCACAGUGAUCUUAAUGUUAUGCCCAUAUACGAACUAUCUGAGGAUGAAUCAAAAUUAAAUUCAAUGCUCAAUGACCAUCAAAUACUGGUGACCAAACCAUCAGUGUUCAAUGACAUACUGCUGAAAAAGUUCUUACUCCCAGUCCAAAUUAAUCUAGUCAUCUUAGAAAACUGUCACCUGAUUCUUCAGGAAGAACAUCCUUACCAAAGCAUCAUAAAUAUCAUCCACAACAGUGUUCCUAGGGAAGCAGCUGCUAGGAUUCUAGGCUUGACAUCCUCCUUUAUAAGUCAGAAAUGUCAUGAUCCAGGAGAACUAGAAAACAUCAUUAGGUCACUGGAGAAUCACCUUAGUGCCAGAGCAGAGACAGCUACCCUUGUCAUUGCAGAGAGAUAUGGAAUACGUCCAAAGGAAUAUCUUAAAUUUUGUGAUAAUUAUGAAGAUGUAACAGGUACUCUCACACUGCUGGAUGAUGUAUUGAGCAGUGCUCUGGAAUUUCUGAAUGAAUGCAACAUGGAAGAUGAAGAGGAUGAUGACCGAGAUCCAAAGGAAAUUCCAAUCUUUGUCUUCUCCGAAUGUCUUAAUAUUCUGUACAUUUUAGGCCCAUGGUGUGCCUCUUGUAUUGCAAACAUGUUCAUCAAUCAAAUAGAAAAAGUGGAUAAGCAUGAAACAAUACCAGUGCAUAAGAAGUUCCUGAAAUAUUGUUUAACUCAGUUACGGAUUGUUACCACUCUGUUUGAGCUAAACUUUACACCUAAUUAUGAUGUAGAAGAACUGCUGCAGUAUUCCACACCAAGAGUUUACGAACUGAUCAAUCAUCUGCGUAAAUACAAGCCAGAGUAUGAUUUUAUGAUUGUGAGUAGUGGGGGAGACAUGGACGGGUUUAUGGGGGAGGAGGAUAGAGAUAGUCAGAACGGGGAUAGUGAUGGGGACGAAUCCGAAAUGUCGGAUGACUCUGUGGUCAUGUCAGAUGAGGAGACAUCAGACAGAGCAUACAAAGGCAAUGUUCUUCACAUAGCUGUGAAAAGGGAGCCAGACAAUGGGACCCUGCAAAAGACCUUGGACCCAUUGAAUUCAGACAGUGAAAAAUACCUGUGUGGGAUAGUGUUUGUGGAACAUAGAUAUGUAGCUCUAGCCAUUAAUAAAUUCCUCGAAGAAGUGUGUUCAUGGGAUGAAAAUCUGUGCUUUGUUAAGAGCCAGCAUUUAACUGGACAAGGACUGAAGGAUGGGAAAUCCAAGAAAGGGAAUUGGAAGAAGCAAGAGGAUGUGUUGAGGAAAUUCAGACUACAGGACCUUAACUUGUUAGUCUCCACAACUGUGUUGGAGGAUGGUAUAGAUGUCCCUAAAUGUAACCUCAUAGUCAAGUUUGAUCCUCCCAGAAGUUACAAGUCUUACAGCCAAUCAAAGGGUCGUGCUAGAGCCAGAGACUCUGAGUAUGUGAUUCUGGUAGAAGAAAACAAGAAGGAGAUGUUCAUGCAGGAUUACAAUGUGUUCAAAGGAAUAGAGGAUGUGUUAGUAGACAGGAGGAAUGAGGAGGAAGAUGAGGAGGAGGACAAUCAUUGUGAGGACACAUCUAAAGUUCUACUGCCAUACAUGCCAAGCUCAGAUAAUCCCCAUAUUUGUGUCACCGUGGAGACAGCUAUUGCUUUCGUCAACAGGUACUGUGCCAAGUUACCAAGUGAUGCCUUUACUCACCUGACCCCAAAAUGUACGCUGCAGGAGAUAUCUGGUGAGGGGGGAACUAUGUAUAGAGCAACACUGAAUCUACCGAUUAACUCCCCUUACAAACGCUCUGUACAGGGAGAAGUGAUGCCAACAAAGAACCUAGCCAAAAGAGCUGUGGCUCUAAAACUCUGCCAAUGUCUGCAUGAAGCAGGUGAACUGGAUGAUCAACUGAAUCCUGUUGGAAAGGAAGUCUUCACCAUGGAAGAGGAGCAGGAGGAGGAAGACGCAGCAGAUGGCGAAGAGGGCGAGGAUUACAGUGGAGAAGGGAGACCGGGUACCACCAAGAGGAAGCAGUACUAUUUCAAGAGGUUGGCUGCCUCAUUGGUACAAAGUCACCCCUCUACAGAGGAAUGUCUGCUGUACAAUAUAUCUCUUCAACUGAGCAAAGCCAUAUCAGAUGAGCAGAACACCAGAGGUCGGAAGAUCUGUGCCCCGGAGGACACACCGAGGGGGUUCGGAGUUCUCACAUCCAAACAUAUUCCUCAGGUACCAACAUUCCCAGUAUACACAAGGUCAGGGGAGGUAACUGCCUCCAUUGAUGUCCUUAGCAGUAAUUUUUCGGUAUCCUCUGAGGAGCUGAGGAGACUGAGAGAUUUCCACAGAUUUACAUUUACUAAUGUCCUACGUUUAGAAAAGGACCCCAUGGAGUUUUGUCCAGAUGAAAGUGAUCUGGGGUAUCUUAUAGUUCCACUUAAUAAAGAUGAUGAUGGCAAUGUAGUCCUUGAUUGGACCUUCAUCAAAGAAGUUGAAGAUUCCAAAUCACAUGUCCGAAGAAACAUUCAUGACUCUAAAAGAGAACAGUUUGUGUUUUCCAAGGAAGAGUAUGAAGAUGCGGUUGUGAUGCCAUCCUAUCGAAAUGUAGACCAACCACAGCAUUUCUAUGUGGCAGAAAUCCGAUCCGACCUGAAUCCAUCCUCACCUUUCCCAUCGCCAGAGUUGUACAAGACCUUCAGUGCCUAUUACACAACCAAAUACGGUUUGACCAUCACCAAUUUGGAGCAGCCAUUAUUAGACGUAGACCACACGUCUGCUAGGUUAAAUCUGCUCACUCCUCGUUACAUGAACCAAAAGGGGGUGGCAUUGCCCACAAGCAGUGCAGAAACUAAGAAAGCCAGGAGGGAAAAUCUCCAGCAGAAACAAAUUCUUGUCCCAGAACUGUGUGAAAUCCAUGUCUUUCCUGCUUCGCUAUGGCGUAAAGCCGUCUGCUUGCCCACAAUAUUGUACAGAUUGAAUUACUUGCUUGUAGCUGACGAAAUUCGCAUGAGAAUUGCUGAGGGCCCUGGAAUAGGUUUGAUAAAAUUGGAAGAAGGUUUUCGUUUUCAGCCAUUGGAUUUCGGAUUUGAUCUGAAAGAGGAAGAUGAUGAUGGCAGCAAUGUGUGCAAUAGUACAGUAAAUGAUGAAAGUGUGGACGAUAAACUUGUGAAUGGUUGUGAUUCACCAAGUGCUAGUCAAAACGGUUGUGAUAGUGACAAUGUCAUCUCUGAAGAAGAUGAAUGUGAUACAAAGAAAGCAGAAAGCUGUGAUACAAAGCAAAAUCUCAAAGCAGCAUUCCAAAAUGAAAAGGCAGCUAGUGACAUCUGUGAUAUUCAGGGCAAUGUGUCCAGUAACUGUAACCAUGGCAAAAAUGGAUAUCUGAAUCAUGAUGAAGAAUGGGGGAAUACUUUGCAGGAUCAAAGUAAUGAAAAAACUGAGAAGUGUUGGGACAAAGCUCAUCCCAUUUCAGAAAAGUCUAUGAAUGAUUUAACAUCAGAACUGAAUGAGAUGAAUAUUCAUGUCACCAAUUCUCCAUUGAAGAAGACUCCAUGUGAUACAAUCUUGUCUGAUUUCCCUGAAGUGGGUGUCUUCAAACUUCAGGAUAAACCAAGCAUACCAAUUCCAAAGGCUGAGAUCCUCAAAGAGGAGGUGGAUUUUCCAGAGCUCACCAUAUCAUUAGACCAAGAAGUGGACUUGAGUACUUUUGUAGGCCCAAGUCCAUGUACCAUAUUGCAAGCUUUAACCAUGUCCAAUGCCAAUGAUUUCUUCAGUUUAGAGAGGUUGGAAACAAUAGGUGAUUCCUUCUUGAAAUAUGCCAUUACUGUAUACUUAUACUGUACAUAUCCAGGUAUUCACGAGGGGAAGCUUAGUUACUUGAGAAGUAAACAAGUUAGCAAUUGUAACCUUUACCGGUUAGGGAAAAGAAAAGGAUUUGCAGAUUGCAUGAUUUCCACCAAAUUUGAACCAUAUGAAAACUGGUUGCCUCCAGGGUAUGUUAUCAAUGAUGACAAAAGAAAAGGGCCAGUACCAAAAGUCCUACUUAUAAGGAACAAUUUAGGCCAGCUUGAAAAAGUAAGGGAUGGCAGCAUUAUUGAUUCCUUCUGUCCUGAAAAUGCCACCUUAAAUUGGGUGCCAAAAAUUUCGGAAUUGACAGAGGAUUCUGAAAAUGAAAAUGACAACCGAGGAAUUCCUCUUCAAAAUAAUAGAAAAUGUGAAGAGUUGUGCUCAAACAAUGAAAACCAUGAGAACUUCGAGGAAGAAUUAGAGGAGUUAGAGACUCUUCCUGAGAGGGUGAGACAAGAGGAAAAGGACCAGGUGGUGAUCCCGUACAACCUACAGACCCUCCAUAGCAUCCCCGACAAGAGCAUCGCGGACUGUGUGGAGUCUCUGAUUGGCUGCUAUCUGACUUCCUGUGGGAAGAAGGCUGCUCUGAAAUUCAUGCAUUGGUUGGGGCUGAAGGUUCUGCCUCAGAAGAAAAAAGGAAUGGUGCAAGAUACUGAGCUGCUGAGCUUGCAGUGCCCUGACUCUCCAUUAUUGGUCCAUGUUCCCGACCACAACUCCAUUCUCCAUCGUCUCCUGGAGGGAUACGAUACCUUGGAGCAGAGGAUAGGGUAUGAAUUCAGAGACAAAUCUUAUCUCCUUCAAGCCUUCACACACGCCUCAUACCACUACAACACUGUCACAGACUGUUACCAAAGGCUGGAGUUUCUGGGAGAUGCCAUCUUGGAUUAUGUCAUCACCCGCCACCUGUAUGAAGACUCAUGUAAGUACUCACCGGGCGUGCUCACCGACCUUAGGUCAGCACUGGUCAACAACAACAUUUUUGCCGCCCUGGCUGUUAAGUGGGACUUCCACAAGUACUUCAAGGCUAUCUCCCCACCGUUGUUUGGAGUUAUAGAGAAGUUUGUAGCCAGACAGAAAGAACGGGAGGAUGAAAUUGACCUGAGUGAUGAUGAGGGAGAGGGGGAGGAAGAAGAACAUGUUGAGCUGGAGGUACCCAAAGCUCUGGGAGAUAUAUUUGAGUCAUUAGCAGGAGCCAUUUACCUGGAUAGUAAAAUGUCCCUGGAUACUGUGUGGAGAGUGUACUAUCGUAUUAUGAAGCCGCAAAUAGACAAAUACCUGCUGAGCAUUCCAAAGUCUCCAGUACGUGAACUUUUAGAAAUGGAACCAGAAACAGCCAAGUUUGAAAAACCAGAGAGAACCCUGGAAGGCAAGAUCAGGGUGACUGUAAAUGUGGUGACCAAAGGCGUGUUCACCGGGGUCGGAAGGAACUAUAGGAUCGCCAAAAGUGCCGCUGCCAAAAAAGCUCUCCGCUCCAUCAAAGCCUUGCAAGCUGGCGGACUUGUAUAACUGAAAGAUCAGUUUUCUCAUCAAAGGGUAACAGACUGAAGGAUUUGUUUAUAAUAAGUGGAAUAAAAGCUCAGCCCUUCAUCAAAGAUUUACGGACUUAAGGACAUGUCCAAGUGAAAUAAGAGCUCUGCCUUCAUUCAACCCUUACAAGCAGCGAAAGGACUUGAUUUGGUGGGUUAAAAACUCUGCUAUUCAUCAAAGGCUUAAAAACCUUAGGAGUUGGCUUAGUCUAAAGCAGGUCUGCCAUUCACUAUAGGCUUAAAUUGCUAGUUCAGAAUAGGAGUCAUGUUGCUAAGGAUUUCUUAUAGGAAUUGUUAAGUUUUGUGGGGUUUUUUUUUUGGGGGGGGGGGGGAGGGGUUGGGGGUUUGAAAAGUUGGAGGGAUGUGGUCUGCAUUGUCAGCUGAUUGGUUAUGUGCAAUAUUUACUCUGCAAUUGACAAGAGCAGUAAAAAAGGUGCAUUACAUAUACAAAUAAGUGCUCAAAAGCUGUGCUGUUGUUGAUGUACAAGUAUUUUUCUUUUUUUGCUGAACAAAUAAGCCAAACUGUAUUAUAUGUGUAACAUUUGAUGUUUUAUUAACUUGUAUCAAUGGAGUCUGUUUUGUUAUAUAUGAAUUUUGACACAUAGUUGCUGAUGUGAAGGUUAAUAAAUAUGUAUCUGAUCUGAUAAAAACAGUGUUCAUCAGGUAGCAUUAUAUACAGCUUUACAAACUUAUAAUCAAGUCAAUGAAUACAUAUGUACCAAGUAUUGAAUAUGCAUGUUAAUUAGGCUUCUCCAGAAAAUGUUGAAUCAGUUAAUGGCAUUCAAGAAAUGUUGUUUCAUUUUAUGAAUGGGGAAAGAGCAAUUAUUGUCGACCAUCCUGGGUUCAAAAGUUCAUUGGAUUGUAAUUUCUAAUUACCAGUAGAUUCAAUAUUUUCAUUGUCCUUCCAAAUAUGACACCAUUAUUGUUUGUCCUGAUGCUCAUUUGUUACCCAGUGUAAAGGUAAUUUUGCAUUGUAUCACUUUGAAUAAAUUAAUGUAUUAUUUUUUAUUACACUGUAUUGUAAAUCUUAUGUGAUGUGACAUCAUGCAUUUAUACUUUAUAAUACCUUAAAACAUGUUGUUUUUUUUUAGAAAUAUAGUGAAGUUUGUUACUAGAAAAAUCUUUGAUAAAAAUCUAAUUAAAUUCAGGUGCUUUUAUCUUACAGCUCAAGAGAAAUAAAACAUUCAUAUCAAUCAUUUUUAAGUAAAUGACAUACUGUGGUUUCAUCAAUAUUCGUUAAAAACCAAUUUUCGUGGACUUCGUUGUUAAGUUGGUCCACGAAAUUAAAUAUUCAUUGAAGUUCAAUUUCAACAAACAUUUUGUAUUGAUAGGAUCAUUAGCCACGAAUUUAGGUAUCCUUGAAACUGGUUUUCAGAAAAUCCACGAAAAUUGAUACCCAUGAAAAUUAAUGAAACCACAGUACCAUAUGUUCAAUAAAUUAAAUGAUAAGUAUAGAGUAAAUUAUUUAUUUUUUGUGGGAGUCAGUUUGUAAUCAUAGAGAUUUUCUGUUGUUUACUACUUUUAAUUAGUAUUCAUAAACAAAAUUAACCACAACAUUCCUGUUUAGUAAUGUUUACAUGUACUGUACAUUUAGUUUGAACCAAAGUUAUAGUUUGUCAACAUAACAAUUUACAAACUGAAUGCCAAUUUUACAAACUGAAUAAAUGCCAAUUUAAAAAUAAAAAUCUUAUAGCAAACAAGAAAUAAUAACUUUGCAUGAGAAAACAAUGUUUAAAAUCAUUUGUAAAUAAAUCUGCUGUGGUAUACUUGUACUUAGUAAUGUAAUAAGAAAAAUUAAAGUUAAGUUCUAACAGUUAUUUCCCUUGAAGAAGUGUUUUAUCCUCAGCCAUCGCAUAGAGGAUCUCCUCUAUGUGAUGGUGUAAUGGAGGUCUGUGCGUUAGUCAGAUGAUCCUCAGCAUGCUCAGUACCUGGAUUUAUUGAUAUUUACUGGGCUGAGGAUCAGAUAAUCUUGAAGUAGAAAGUACUCAGUUCUUUAAGAAGUGCAAUGAAUUUGUUCUCAGUGUGUUAACAUCAGUACGAUGAUAGGUAGGCUAAUAGAAUUCUGUAUCAUUAGCUAUUUUAGGUGUGACUGUACAUUACAUUAAUGUUGUAUCAUGGACAACAUUAUUUUUAAAAAGUGCUUACACUUAAAGAUUUACUCAAUACCAUGUUUGUAUAUUCAAUCUGUGUUGAACAGCUGAGAAUUUAUUAUGUUUGGUAAUAAUAUACUAAACAUUGUCAUGGUAGCUCCUCUGAAUUAAAUUUUUGAACAUUUUUACUUUGUGUCUAAAAUAAAUAGAUUUAAAACCAGUUUGAAUGUUGUUCAUUUUCUUUAUUAGGAAAAAGAUUGAGAAAUGAAUUAAUGAGAAUUCUUGCAAACUUGAUUUCUCCCCUGGAGAAAAAAAAAUGUCAUUAUUAAAGUAGAAUACACAUAUACAGCACUUUAAUUUUCAAUCUAGUUAAGAGAAUAUAGUAAAGUAAAAAAAAAUAAAAGGGACUUUGUCAUAUGUUAUGUUUUCAUCAAUCAUAAUAUUAAAGACAAAUUAUAAGCUUGAAAGUCUUCAAAUUGAAAUUUGAAUGCAUGCAACCAUCCACAAAAAAGAAAGAAAAGUCAAACUUGUUUUAAGGCAGUUUUUAUUUUUCUCUCCAUUGGAAUAUACAUGUCCAAAAUACACUGUGUACUCUGUCUGAAGCACCCUUCUCCAUUAUGAUCAUGAUAAACAUAAUAAAACAAAGGAGAUUCAUACACAUGUAUUACACCCAAAACAAAGCAAAACCAAUGCAUAACAGUUACCAUUAGUAAAACAAAAACAGUGCUGCAUGAUAUCACUUUAGACUAUGUUACUGUGCCCUCAAUUUACCUCCACCUUAAACUGUAAACCAACUUUUAUUGGUGUGUGAAAAAAUUUUGCAAGGUUUGCGAUAGCCUCCCUGUUGUGAAUAUUUCUUUCCGCAAAUCGGUCCGUAAUUGCGUUAUGGGUGAAAUAACAACAUGGUGUUGAUAAGGUUUGAACGUGAAUGUUAGUUGCUGCGAACCGGUUAAUCUCCGGUCUUUCACAAAUAA